Messenger RNA from Brassica oleracea var. oleracea, 2309 nucleotides. Its product is annotated as cytosolic endo-beta-N-acetylglucosaminidase 2-like. Gene Ontology annotation, biological process: protein deglycosylation. The record is from RefSeq and is a predicted model, not a curated record. Gene Ontology annotation, molecular function: mannosyl-glycoprotein endo-beta-N-acetylglucosaminidase activity. The coding region runs from base 53 to 2197 and encodes 714 amino acids. Lineage: Eukaryota; Viridiplantae; Streptophyta; Magnoliopsida; Brassicales; Brassicaceae. The transcript is spliced from 11 exons. Gene Ontology annotation, cellular component: cytoplasm.
AAAUCGAAGCCAUCGUUCGUCGUCUUCAAUCAUCGUUGACCUUUCUCUCGAAAUGCGACGAGAGCUUCUUCGCGCCUAUUUCUCACGAAGAACACUCGUCUCUCUCUACAACCUCUUCUUCACCAUCUCCCGUACGCUCCUCACUUCGUUCCCUCUCUCCGUCAUCAUGCCCAAAUCCAACGACGGCGGCGCAGAAUCCGAGUCCGAGUCCCUCCCGCUGCUCGAUCUAUCGAAACCGUCGUCACCGAUCUCCUUCCCGAUCAAAUCUCUCCAAGAUUUAAAAUCACGAGCUUACUUCGACUCAUUUCACUUCCAGUUCAACCGCUCCACAGUCCCUCUCCGGCGAAACUUACCUGAUCAUCGUCCAAGGGUUUUAGUGUGCCACGAUAUGAAAGGAGGGUAUGUUGAUGAUAAGUGGGUACAAGGGUGUGAAAACGACGCCGGAUACGCGAUUUGGCAUUGGUAUUUGAUGGAUGUGUUUGUUUACUUCUCUCAUUCGCUGGUGACGAUUCCUCCUCCUUGCUGGACCAAUACAGCUCAUAGGCAUGGCGUUAAGGUGUUGGGGACUUUCAUCACGGAAUGGGAUGAAGGUAAAGCUACCUGCAGUGAGAUGCUUGCCUCUAAGGAGUCUGCUCAGAUGUAUGCUGAGCGUUUGGCUGAGCUUUCUAGUUCUCUAGGUUUUGAUGGAUGGCUGAUUAAUAUAGAGAACGAAAUAGAUGAAGAACAGAUUCCUAAUUUGAUGGAGUUCGUAAGCCAUCUAACAAAGGUCUUGCAUUUAUCUACGCCUGGGGCUUUGGUUAUAUGGUACGACAGUGUCACCAUUCACGGCGAUCUUAAAUGGCAAGAUCAUUUGAAUGAAAAGAACAAACCUUUCUUUGACUUGUGUGAUGGAAUCUUCAUGAACUAUACAUGGAAGGAGAGCUACCCAAAAUUAUCAGCUGAAGUUGCAGGGGACAGAAAAUAUGAUGUUUACAUGGGAAUUGAUGUCUUUGGUCGCGGCUCCUUUGGCGGUGGGCAAUGGACUGUUGAUACUGCUCUUGAUUUGCUGAAGAGAAACAAUGUAUCAGCGGCCAUUUUCGCUCCCGGAUGGGUAUAUGAGACUGCACAACCUCCUAAUUUUCAUACAGCUCAGAAUAAAUGGUGGUCACUUGUUGAGAAGUCAUGGGGAAUAGUCCAAACAUAUCCACAAAUCUUGCCUUUUUACUCGGAUUUCAAUCAGGGCUUUGGUUACCAUGUUUCACUCGAGGGUCGUCAGUUAUCUGAUGCUCCAUGGUACAACAUAUCUUGCCAAAGUCUCCAGCCACUCCUAGAGUUCAAGGAAGACAACACUGAUAUCAUUCAGGUCACUGUUGAUGCAAGAGAAGCAUCUUAUAACGGAGGAGGAAACAUCGUAUUUAAAGGAAGACUCGAAGGAGAUGUGUAUUUCACAGCAAGGCUCUUUAAACCCCUUCUUCACCUUUCUUCUUCCCCCAUCACAGUCUCCUACUCUGUGAAAUCAGAUGAAACUUCUAAACUUGGACUCCUGCUUCGUUUCUCAUCCCCAUCACACGAAACUAAAUCAAUACUUGUGGCCCCACAAGAACCAAUCCCCAUAUUAGUAGAUCACAUGUUCUUGAAGUGCCUCGUCACAUCAGAGCAGACUGUAUCCGAGUGGACGGUACACGAGACAAGCCUUGUCAUGGAUGAACACACACUGAUUGAAAUCUUUGCCUUUUGCUACGGACCAGAGAACCCGACAAAGACAUCAGAGUACGUUGCAUUGCUCGGUCACAUCUCAAUCAAAGACCAUGUUCAGCUCCCGCAAAACCUCGUUUCCUUACCUCCACCGUCAUCAUGGGUCAUCGAGGCUCAUAACAUAGAGCUUGUACCGUGUAAUUCCGGUUCUAAGAUCCUCAGGGUUAAGCUAGAAUGGAGACAGAAACAGCGUGAAGACUCUGUUCUCCCAGUGUACAAUGUGUAUGCAGAGAGUGUGAAGUCAACUGAUGUACUAAGAUCGAGGAAGGUUUUGGAGAAACCAAGAAGCGAGAGAGUGUUCCUCGGAAUCUCUCACGUACCAGCCUACUACGUUUCGGAACUGGUGCUAGAUUCGGACGUGAAAGGAGUCAGCUUCGUGGUUCAAUCCUGUGGUGAAGAUGGUUCAUGGAUGAAGGUAGAUGAUUCCCCUAACCUUCUUGUGGACUUGGAAGGUCUCUCGUAGGUUGCUUGAAACUAUGUAUGAAACGAUUAAUAAUGUAUAUUACAAAAUUACAUUAAUCUAGAAACUGGGGAAAAACAUAAUAAAAAAAUCUGAACCAAGUCUCUUCCGUAUG